AUGCUGAACCUAUGCCUUACACCAGAUAGGGACGCGCACCGUGCGAUCGUGCCUUCUCUCUUUGAAGCUGGCAUGCUUGACGAGGCCACGCAUGUCCUCUAUUCCAUGUGGUGGCGCGUGGCGCAGAGGAGUUGCGACGCCAAUGCUGUGAUGUACCCUGCAUUAUUGCUGCUUGCAUUUUGUGCUGCUGGCCCGGGUGAAUAGGCUGAGCUGAUUCUGGAUAAGGUGCUCAGGAAGGUGCUGGGAUCACCAGGUAGUCUUCGGUCUCUUCGUGUGCCAAUGCCAACUGUGCUUAGCCUCGAGGAUGUGCAGGAAGUCAUUGACCAGGCAUUGGCUGUGCGAGGUGGAAUGAGCUUUGAGUCCAUGAUUCUUGACCUCUAUGAUGAGGGUAGGUUUAGUCAGGUGGAUAAAUUGUUUAAGGAUAUGGCCAAGAAGGGUUUCAAGCCAACAAUGUGCGUGUACAAGGCAAAGAUCAGUGAUUUAUGCAGGGAAGGAAAUUUGGAUGAUGUUGUGUGGGUGUUGGAGGAGUUGCACAAGAAUGACAUUGUUCCAACAGUGACAACUUAUAACUUGAUAAUGAAGGGUCUUUGUGACACAAUGCAAUCAAUGAGGACACUAGAAUUACUCUAGAAGAGGGAUAGGCAUCUUGGUUGUGCUACUCAAAAGGACAUGUUCUCUAUCUUGGCCCAUGGUUUGUUCUCAGAAAGCAAGUUUGUUGAUGCAUCAAAGUUAAUGGAGAGGAUGGUGAAUGGACAUCUGCCUGAUAGAAGUGCAUUUAACAGUGUUAUUGAAGGUUUAUGUUCUGCUGGCAGAACAUAUGAUGCAUUGCUAUGGCUAGAGGAGAUGAUUAAGAUCGACCAUGGUGAAACAUGAGACAUCCGUGUUUGGUCCUCCUUAGUCUCAGAGGUAUGCAUGCCCCAAUUUGAAGCUUUAGGAGCUGAACUAUUGGAGAAAGCUCAGAUUGUAACUGUACAAGAAGUGGAAUUGAGAUUCAGCCUAGGGGACUCCUAA
Messenger RNA from Setaria italica (foxtail millet), 1011 nucleotides. Its product is annotated as pentatricopeptide repeat-containing protein At1g05600. The record is from RefSeq and is a predicted model, not a curated record. Gene Ontology annotation, molecular function: protein binding. Lineage: Eukaryota; Viridiplantae; Streptophyta; Magnoliopsida; Poales; Poaceae.